CUUCCCAGUUCCCUUCACACCUAUCGGCAAUUUGUUUUUUUUGUGGAGGAAGUGGUGGGUGGUAGUCAGCACUGAGAGCGGUGGCGAGUGGCGACUCGCGGACGCUAGUGUACACUCACAGUGCGAUGAUAAGAAGAAAAGCGGGGGCUAAAUUUAGACAAAUUAUUAAUUAGUCUAAAGCGAGAAACUGUGAAUGAAUAACGAGGGGUGAGUAAGUGCGUUAUGGGCGUUCAAGGUGUAUUUUUAACUCGUGCCAUCUGCGGCGCCGAUCGUAGUAGUCGUCUCGCGUCAUCGGCGGGUUUCCUCCAAAAAUGUAUUAAGUAAAAAAAUCACUUUGUUGUUAUUAAUGAUUCCAUUGAAAUGCCGAUGCCGCCGUCGAUAAACUAUCGUUUCAGUCACUUGACGCUGAUCGGCCUGUGUGCCCUAUUGCACUGUUGUUCAUCCGAAAUCGCGUCCUUUUACGGAUCCAGCCAUGUCAAUGUACCGUAUCAAGACGCCAAGAGCACGACGGAGAUCAGUUUUGCGUUCCGCACCAAACACUUGGACGCUUUCUUGUUUUUGGCCGCCGGCAAAACGGACUAUUGUUUCGUGUUAUUGGAGGCGGGCCGCCUCAAAGUGAAAAUCAACCUCGGAGCUGGCGAAUCGGAAAUAUCGUCGCCGAGAGGACUACGUCUCGAUGAUCUCAACUGGCAUUCAGUGAAUAUAUCGCGCAAGGAAGGUGAUCUUAAUUUGGCUGUCGAUAAAAUUCACGUUGUCAGAGAGAAAUUGCCAAUUGGAUUCUAUGAAUUGAACAUGUAUGGUGGCUUAUACAUCGGAGGGCAAGGUGAUUUUUCAGAAUUAUUUUUGGGUCACACAAAUGGCUUACGCGGUUGUUUGCGAGAUGUUCGCUAUAACGCAGUGCCAGACGUUCUGAGCAGAGCACGUUGGAGAACGGGUAGAGCAGAUGCUCACUCAAUAUCGUGGGGCUGUGUGAAUGAAUUUGACGCACCUAGAGAAUCGAGUAUAUCGUUUCUAGAAGACGGUGCUUAUAUGGCUAUACCUAGUGUAUUAACAUCUCGGACCAAUGUGAAAUGGCAGUUUUCUAUUAAAACUAUAUCAGAAACUGGUUUAGUUCUCUACAAUUCUAAGAAGAGUUCUACUUUGGGUAGACAUAGUGGAAAUGUGGAUUUUGUUGGCGUAGAACUAGUAAAUGGAAAAAUACGUGUUGCUCAAAAUUGGGGUUCGGGCGUAACUGAAUUAUUGUCGGAUGCUGCUAUUAACGACGGAGUCUGGCAUUCUAUAAAUGUAGCAAUGGAGGCUGGCGGACUUGAUGUUACUAUUGAUGCGCCUAAGCAUAGAUACAGAUUAGCAUUCAAUAAUUCAGCUCUGCCUUCAAAACAUUUAGAUCUUUCCACUGUUCUCUACGUCGGUGGUCUAGAAGUUAAUAUGAGAAGUGGAGCUUUAACGUCUGGCAUGUUAUCAGCAAGCAACAGUUUUAAAGGAUGUAUCCGUGGGAUUUCAAGUGACGGUCGGGCGCUCGGUCUGCCCGACGCUCUUGAUACUUCUAAGCUUAUUUCUCGAUGUGUCUGGUCAUAUCCAUGCACAGAAAAACCUUGUGUUCAUUCGCCCGAUGUUGGUUGUUCGCCAGUCGGAAUAAAUUCGUUCAAAUGUACUGGAUGUGAAGAUCAUAAUGAUCCACAAUGUGUUCGUCCCGAAUUUAUUCAAACUCACAAAGCAAUGAUGAAAGUGCCUUUACCAGUUGCUAUUGAAGUCUUGACAGUAAGCAAUUUAAUUGUGAUUGAAGGAUCUACAGCAAGUAUAACGACAUCAUCUAUAAAUCUUAUCAUGGAUUAUAACCAUUACGGGAUUAGAGAAGCUGGCGUUCAAUUUCACGUCGUUCAACCGUACGCCAAACAUGGAAAACUGGUAAUCGAUUCAAAGACCUCUACUGGCAAUGCAAUUACUACAUUUAACAUGCUAAAUAUUUUGAAAAAUGAGGUUUCUUAUGUGCACGACGGUUCAGAAAGUACACAAGAUUUAGUGACUCUAGAUCUUGAAUUUGUUUCCAACGAAGGAUUGUUGCUACCCGAAUAUUUGCAAGGACGACAAAGAUUUGCAUUACCUGUAAAUAUAACGCCUGAAAAUGACACUCCAGUCGUACGGAUAGCGUCUGAUUAUAAUUUACACUUAGCUCAAGGAACAUGGAAAGUCAUAGACAAGGACAAGAUAGUAGUAAUCGAUAAAGAUUCUAGUGCUGAAAGACUUAUUAUGUCUGUAUUAAAUAUUAGUGGUGGUCAUUUGGAAACAUUGGACAAUCCCAACAUACCACUUGAAACUUUCUCUGUUGCUCAAAUGAAUAACGGCUAUGUUGGGUAUCGACAUACAUCAAAUGAUACAGGGAACUUUAGUUUUACAUUUCAAGUGUCUGAUGGUGAAAAAGUCAGUGCUAUUACAACUGUUUCAAUUUUGGUUUACAGUUUGUCGUUAACUUACAUUCAAAAUACAGGCGCAAUAUUAGCUUAUAGAUCAUCCGUUGUAAUUACACCAACAAACUUAACAUUCAUCACAAAUGGCGACGAUCCAUCUUUAGAGUUAACUUUUAAGAUUAUUAAGCAUCCAAAAUUUGGAGCAAUCAAAUUAGUUGAUGGAGAACAAGCUCAAGAAAAAAUAAGUUCAUUUAACAGUCAUCAGUUAGAAAAAAAACUUGUUAGUUACAUUCACAAUAGUGAAGGUUCUCCUGUACGAGAUUUUUUUAAGUUUGAAGUUUGGGCUGGCCAAGUAAAAUUGGGAGACACCUACAAAUUCGAGUUGAACUUUGUAGAAGUGCAUCUGAUAGUAGAUGUAUUUGGACCAAUUAAUUGGAAAGCAUCCAGUGAAACGGCCAUCACCAGCGAGUCCAUAAAAGUAUUAACACAUCCAAUACUAUUGCAUCCUAGCUCUAUAGUUUUUGAACUGGUUAAAACUUCACAUACUGCGUCGUUGUAUUUAAGAAAUAAUCCGUUGGUGGAUGGUGAAACAUGGACACAAAAUGAUAUAGAAUCGGGACUUUUGACGCUGAAGCUUCAUCAUGAUACCUAUUCUCCGGCUUCCGAUUUGUUUGAUAUUAAAAUUAGUGCGCCUAGGUGUCAACCUCUGGUUUCUAAGCUUUUGACUUUCGAAUACACUCCUAGUCUGCUACUAUCUCAAGCAGUAUCGGCUUUUAUCCAUCCCCUCGAUGUAGUUGAAGGGAGUUCUUCCCCGCUUACUGAUAAACACAUAUCUAUUAAAUGUGUUGGUGUAAACCAAUUGCGUUUUGAGAUAUUGACGGGCCCGGAACAUGGUUAUUUACAUUUACUGAUAAACAACAGUACAAUUAAAAAUGUAACUGUUUUCACUGAAGAUGAUUUGUACGACGGCACAUUAUCGUACUCUCAUGAUGGAUCAGAAAACAAUAGAGAUCAUUUUAAAUUUUUAGCCACAUCGAAAAACGCAAACUUCCAAUAUGUAGGCUAUGUUAAUGUAUCGGUGCUAUUGGUCAACGAUAACCCGCCGAGUUGUAUAACAGAAGAAAACUUACGUGUAGUUACUGGAGGCGAUAGAACUAUAACUAGCCAUAAUUUACAGUGUCAAGACAAAGAUGUUGACACACCAGUGGCAUCUUUGAUUUUCACCAUCAACUCAAUUUCAAACGGAAUGAUUUUAAACACUGUCAAUAAUCCUUUUACCACAGUCAUGAAGUUUACACAGGAAGAUGUAAAUAAUGGUAAACUUAUUUACCGUGAUGAAUUUUCGGCUGAAACAAAACAGAACCGAGUUAGUGCCGUGGAACUCGGCGUAUAUGAUGGCAAACAUUCCAUUGAUCUUAAGCUUCAAGUAGAAUCUUCACCGCCAUUCAUUAAAAUAUUAAAUAAUUCUCAGUUAAUGUUGAGACAAGGUGGCGCUGCCACUAUUACUACAAAUCAUCUCUAUGCCGAUACCAACUUAAAUAUACAUUCCGACAAAAUCAACUACCAAGUGGUGGAAGGUCCUGGCCAAGGAGAAAUCGAGUUGGGCACUAAUUUGGAACCAUUAAAAACCACUAUUUUUAGUCAAGCUGAACUUGAAGCCGGCCACGUCCGUUACCGUCACAACGGAGAUGUGGAGAGUGUUCGAGAUCGAGUUCUAUUCAGGGUCUCUGCUGGUAGCACCGUGUCUCGGGAAUUGGAAUUCGAUAUUAGACUUUUACCGCAGCAUUACUGGGAACCACUUAUAGUAACGAAAAACUCUCCGAUAAUUGUGGACGAAUCAACAACUAUCGCUAUUUCUAAACAGUACUUGGAAGUAAAGCAAGAAUUGGUACCGCCUUCGGACAUUAUGUACUUGGUCAAAGAGCAGCCACGUUAUGGGUAUUUAGAAAAAGAGUCUAACGAAGAAGAUCCUAGUAGUCCAGAAAAUAAUCAUCUAACUACGUUCAAUCAGAGUCUGAUAAACAGUGGUCAUCUAUAUUAUGUGCAGUCCACUAUGAAUCAAAGCACUGAUAGACUCGUAGUGGACAUCACUAACGGAGUAGUUUCGUUGUAUGGUCUUGUUAUUAGUUUCGUAAUUGUGCCGAAAAACGUCUACUUGACCAGCUCUCAGUUGAAUGUCAUUGAAGGUGGAAACGUAACAUUGAGCAGUGACACAUUUCCUGUUGCGAGUAUAUACUAUACCGAUAGAGUGUCUCGUUAUUCUUUGGUCAGUGCACCGAGCCAUGGACGUAUCGUGAGAACUACGGCUGAUACGUUUGACCCGACCAUAGAUUUUUGGAGCCCCAAACAACUAGCAAGAUCACAGAUAAUGUACGUUCAUGAUGGUUCUGAAAGUAUAGACGAUAGCUUUUCGGUUAAAGUAGCAGUAUCAGACGAUAAAGAAAGUGCUCCGGUUGAUAUUGAAGUAAAAGUAAAUCCGGUCAACAAUCAACGACCGUCAAUAAUGAGAAACACUGGUAUAAAAUUGUGGAAAGGCGGUUUAGGACUAAUAACAUCAGAUAACUUAACGGUUGAAGAUAAAGAUACGGAUGUUUCGAAUCUUACUUUUGUGGUGACAUCAUCGAGGUGUGGUCAUGUGGUUAUUGAAUCGCAGCGUAUUGAAAGAUUUACUCAAGCCCAAAUUGAUCAAAACAUUGUUUAUUUUCAACACUCUGGAGAGCUUUGUGAUGGUGAAUUAGAACUGUCAGCCAACGAUGGACUUCAUUCAACUGGUGUUGCAAAAUUUCACAUAAUGGCCGAACAGGCUUCAGUGAAGUUACUGCUCAAUAACCCUUUAAGAGUGUUUCCCAUGCUCGGUCGACAAAUUACCGCCGAACACUUAGGAGCUCAGUGUGACGAUCCAAAUUAUCUAGCGACUUACGUGGUGAGAAAUGCUCCCAGAUAUGGCAUCGUAUCUAAAAGCGCUUCAUUUGAAGACUCAAAUCAAAUGGCUAUAACAAAUUUCACUCAGAAAAACAUCAACGACUCGGCUAUUUGGUAUCAUCACAUCUCAAAGUAUUUCUCUAGCAAUACGACAAACGAUGCUUUCACUUUUGAUGUAAUUUGUGAAUAUGCAAUUCCAAUUGUAAAUCAGACUUUUAACGUAGAAAUUACAGUUUCUUCGGGUGGUCUUGAAGAACUGUUGAUUGGUGAUAAAACCAAAGAGCUGGUGGUCAAAGAAGGUGAAUCAACAAUCGUCAACCUGAACACGACUGCCAUUUUGACGUUCUUGGUAAACAGCAUUGGCAUUAGGUCGCCUACGAUUAAGAUUGAACUUACAAACGAACCCAAGCAUGGUAAUGUGUGCCUGGACGAUGACUGUGACCGACGGACGUUCUCUCAGGGCCAUAUGCGCCGAAACCAGGUGAGAUAUGUACAUGACCAUUCGGACACGCUAUCCGACAGCCUGGAGUUUUCCGUGUUCUUGGAUGUUGAACCAACGGCAGUACCACUGUGUAACGUCACGGUACCGGUGAGCAUCGUGCCAGUCAACGACCAGCCAUUCUUCCUCACACAGUCGUACCCCAAUUUAAAACUAGUCCAAGGCCAGUCGGUCACAUUGACCAGAACUGAAUUGCUUACUGAAGACCCGGAUACACCUCCAGAGCAAAUCGUCUACGACAUUAUCACGGGUCCUUCGUAUGGCACUGUGUAUUUAGCCGGCAUCAAAAACUCAGCACGUUUCACUCAGGCGGACAUUGAUGCCGGCGAAGUGGUGUAUAAGCAUGAUGGACAACUCAAACCCACGUCAUUCUACUUCCGCGUAUGGGACGGCCAGUUCAACCCUGUAUAUAAAGUAUUUCAGAUCUAUGUAAUACCCGUCACACUCAAUGUGACUGUGUCUCUGCCACUGCCAUUACUUCAGGGUACAUACGAGACAAUUGUCAACGAGAAGCUGUUCCAUGUGGAAACCAACGGCGAUAAGGAUUCGGUGGCUUAUAACGUGACAAUGGGCGCCCGACACGGUGUGGUCUACGUCAACGGCACCAAAUCAAAACUGUUUUCUCAUAAAGACCUCAAAGAAGGACGAGUUGUGUACCGGCAGACCGACCUGAGUGCGGCUGCAGACGCCUUGCGGUUGUCCGCGCAAAUGCAUUGUGAAGACUCGCCCAUAAUAAGAGACCUGUGGUUGAACGUAAGCGUUGAACCAUUGGUGAAGACCGGUGCCUUCUAUCCACUGACUGGGCUCAAAUCACAGUUGGGCGUGCAAGUGUUGAAUGCUGAAAUGUUGGCCAAGACCACAGGGUCGGAUCCUAAGUACAAGAUCCUCAGAAAACCUAAGUACGGCAAACUCAAGAAGAUCGUCCGCCGGUCCGGUGAUAAGCAAGUGAUUCGCGAGGUGGACGUUACCAAAUUCACACACGGCGAGAUAGCCAGCGGCAUAGUGUACUUUGUGGCCAAGAAAGUUCCGGAUCCGGUCGAGGACAGUUUCCCGUUCCUGUUGACAGCCAAUGGUGUGCAGCCGGCUAUUGGCGAGCUAAGGUUCCAUGUUUCCGUGGCCGAGCCACCAUCGACCACUGUACAUCCGCUGUCGUCCACUCCAUUGACCAAGCAGCACACCACAUUCAUGGUGCGCAAACCCAACGAUGGCAACGCCGUAGAAAUUGCCAGUCCCAACAUGAGCGACGACUAUUUGCUUUGCGUAGGCUUCAUCAUGGCUGUUAUGGUGGCAUCGCUGGUAAUAGUCGUUCUAGUCCGAUGCCGUUCCAAAAAACAGGCGGAACAACUGGACAAGAUGAACCCCAUGCCGCUGCCUUGUCCGCCCGACGACUUGAUGACAACCUCGCCCAGGCCCGCCAACACUGCCGCUAAGCACCAACAACAGCUGGGUUGCAACGUCAUUGCUCUGGGUCCACCUGAACAUGCAGCUGUUGAACCUGAUACGACAGAGUUCAACAUGAGGUAUCCAUACGGGGCUGCUGAUGAAGAGUACUGCAGCAGCAGUACCGCAGACGGUACCGAACAGAACAAUCCCAUGCUCAGGCGUAACCAAUAUUGGGUUUGAACCGAUGACAAGUGUUUAAAACAAAGCCUGUAACUUACUGGUAUCGACUAACACAACUAUUGUAUUUAUUUAUGUACUACUAGUUAUACUGGGUGUAUUUUAAAUAAACACCACCAUCCAGGAGGACUUAAUAGUCACACAGUCCUUGUAAAGUGGGAGGGGUAGAAAUUGUUUGGGAAAUUCUGUUUGUGUACAUUGUGAAAACAAAAAUGGCUUACAGCAGAUUACUCAUAUCACUUAUGAUUAAAAAGGAAAGUUAUUCAAUGCAUUAAGUAAUACUAUAUGAUUCAGUGCCGUCUGUGUAUUAAAAAGUAACGCUAUUGUUUACUUUGUAAGAGUAUUUCACAACAAAAAAAUUAAUUUAUUAGGUAUAAGUUUUUUUUAUUUUUACAUCAUUAAUUAAAGGCAGAAAGUUAAGCUACUUUUCCCAAGGUACUUAUACAGUAUUAUAAUUUAUAUCUUAACUUUUGUUUUUAUAAAAAAAAAUUAAAUAAUUUUUCUUUAUGUAAAUAAUAUAUAAUAAGCAGAAUUAUAAUUUUUUUUUUUUAACAAUACUUACAUUACUACUCAAAAUCACAUUUAAUUAAAUUUCAUUUUCACUCCCAAUGCGAUCAUAAAUUACAAUAAAGAUAACUAGCUAACAGCAACAAUACCAUAAAUCAUUUGUUAGAAAUUAUUAUGUACAAAAACAAAUUUCCAACUUUUCUUUGCAUUCAAAAGAAUAUGAGUGUACUGUGUAUGUGUGUGGAAACUAUUUGGUUAUAAUUCACCAAAGCUACACAGUAAUUUGACAUUGGGUGGGUUCCAGAAAUGCUAAGGAGAGUAUAACUUAAAUACUAAUGUUGAUUUUUUUUUUUUGUAAUAUUUAAGUUAAGCCAUCUUGUGUUCAGAGGUGCACAUAUCAUAUUCCAUAAUUGGAUAAUGCAAGUGGGAAGAAUUAAACUAUAUGUGAUUAUAGAAAACGUUCAGUGCGAUGGCUUAUCUAUAUUUGUUAUAGUAAAAAAAAAUCAACAAUUUGAAAAAUUACCUUAACAUUCUUUCUUAAAAAUAUUAGUUCAAUUGUUUUUUUUUUUCAUUUUACUAAAUUUUUUUUUAUUAACUCGAUACUUAAUUUUAUAUUAGCAUUUAGUAUAUUAAUAAUAUUUAUAAUUAAUGUAUAUUUUAAGAACUACUACUUAACCAAUUUUCCAUUAUUAUUGUUUUAUUAAGUAUGAAAAAAAAAUCUAGUCCACGCUUUUGGGCCUUUAAGUACUUAACAUUAAUUUUAGAAUAUAUAUUUUUAAAAAAUCACUUUAUUGUAACUGUUUCAAUCGUUUUUAUCGACAAUAACACUCAGCAUUCUAGCGUUCUUCUUAAAGUGGUAUAAUGUUUACUCAUAAUGUUUUAAAGUUCAUUGCGAUUUGUAAAUUACAUAACGGAUUACCUCAUCCAGUGGCGGACCUGAUUUUUAAGACGUUUGACCGCCACUGGUCCUGUUCACAAUCACUGGGACCACAUUAUUGUAUCGCUCGAGACAAAGUUGGCCAAAAGUUAAUCCAAAGCAAACAAAUGUUUAAUACUUAACCAAAAUGUUGUUAACUCUAACCAAUAAACAAAUUAUGUAAAGUUAUAAUAAUUAGUAUUACAUAAAAAAAAAUUUCCAUCAGUAAUUUUACUCGGUGCCGUGUAAAAAUAUUUAUAAGUAUAAUCAAUAUUUCUCAUGUCGUUUGGAAAAAGCUCAAUUUAUACAGUUAAUUUUAAGUUAACAAUAUUUGUACUGUAUAACUGUGUGUACAUAAUUUUAAAAAA
This is a messenger RNA of Adelges cooleyi (spruce gall adelgid), 9237 nucleotides long. RefSeq names its product chondroitin sulfate proteoglycan 4 (gene kon). Bases 361 to 7449 code for a protein of 2362 amino acids. The record is from RefSeq and is a predicted model, not a curated record. The transcript has 19 exons. NCBI's taxonomy places the organism in Eukaryota, Metazoa, Arthropoda, Insecta, Hemiptera, Adelgidae.